ACUUUGAAACUGUCUUUAUGUGUCAGUCAAGCACCUAAAAUUAAGAAAAUCGGCACCAAUCAGUGCAGACYUUUGUAGAUUUCUUCCUGUUGYCCAGAACUGCAAAAAUAACCAGAUUACUUUUURAAUUCACUUCAAACAACAAAAAUGAUUUUGCUGCCCUGAAACUGUAAAUAACGAGGAAGUUGUUGAUCACUGGAUGUUUUCCAUCUUCUUGUCAGUCGGACUAGCAGGUGAAGCUGGAUUGUGGCGCAGGUGUCCCCAGAUUGAGAGAGCAGAGAGAUGGAGGAUGUUCUCUGCUCUCCAGCUUUGAUUGGGAGACGUGUUUUCAGAAAAAACUCCUGCAUGAAAGAUGAAACGCAAUAAAAAACGAGAGCGAGGGAGACGGGGUAGGGCUUCGGUACAAGCAUCGUUUUCUCCCACGAGCCUGAGAGGAGAUCGGCGCUCAGCCGCCCUCCCUCCUUCAUUUUCUUCCCCUCUCUCUCCUCCUUCUCGUCUGCUCUCCAGCGGAGGGGAGGAGGGGGCAGCGCUCCUGCUGUGUCGAUGGGAAGGCAGUUACAAACGUUACUAUUUUCAGAGAGUCAGUCAGUCAGUGUGCACGCUCCGCGCGAAGUGGCAAGCCGUCGAGGCAGCAAAAAGAAAAACAAAAGCAAAAAAACCCAGGCGCAGAAUUCCUGAGAGAAGAUGGAGGUGAUGCCCGGGAAGCCUCGGACCCGCCGCUGAACCGCGCCAAGCAUCCGACCGGAACGGACACUUCCAAGUCUGGAGGAACUCUCGCCGGGGGCUGAAUCCGGACUUUUUCAGGUUUAUCCAAGAGUGGGGGGGUCGGGGGGGGGAGAUAAAGGAGCCUGGGAGGCGAAGGAAGAAGGAAGGAAGGAAGGAAAACAGAGAAAUGGCAAGUUUCGGGAAACUCACCGACUACUUUAACCGCCGCAAGUCUCGAGAAGAGCUGCGGGUGGGGAGAAGCUCGCGGCGCAGUGGCAGCUACUGCUGCACAGUGGCAGAGGCCAGGUCUCUGGAAAGGAAGCUGCAGCGACCCCUACUGGCGAAGUCGCGUACUCUCCCCAGCAUCCCUCAGUCACCAACCGUCUCCAGGGUCCACCACUCGGACUUGAUAGGUGGGAGUCCGCCCCGCAGGAAAAACCCUCCACCUGCCACCAGCCAAUCCAAGGCCUGCACUCUGCCCCCUGCAGGGGAGCUGUGGCGCUUGGAGGACGAUGUGGAGGGAGACAACGAGACGGAGCAGAGCGGCGGCACCGAGGCCCGGCCGCGCUCCCAGUCGCCGUUCUCCCACUUCCGGGCGCGGGCCGCCUACCUCCGGAAGAGCAUGUCGGCCGACGACCACCUGGACAUGGGCCUGGACUACAGCUCCGCCAAGACGGCGCGCAGCAGCAAGGGCAAGCUCAAGAGGAAAUUUAGUUUGGGCUCCGCAGACCGAAAAGAAAACCAGCAAAAGAGGUCCGAGUCGGGAAUCUCCAAAUUCACCCACCGACUCUCCCUGAAAGAGCGACCAGCCAAAGCAGAGAAGACGUCUUCGGACCGUCCGCCGUCCUACAGAAGACGAUCUCUGAGUGUGGACUGGGCCGACUCUGCCAAGAUGACGCAGCCCAUGCGAGGGGACCAGGUCCACCAGCCGGCAGCGGCCCGCAAGUCCGCCAGCCUGUCCUCGCCAAGCGCAGCUCGCCGGCUCUACCGCAACUUGUCUGGAAAGUUCCGCGUGGGCACCAACCCCCCCGCGCUGGAGGACAGCGUGGUGUCGGCGCGGGGAGGAGACAAGGAGAGGCUGCGCAAAACCACCGUCUUCCAGAGCAACGAAGCUCUGUUUGAGGCAGUGGAGCACCAGGAGCUGGACCUGGUCCAGCUGCUUCUGGCCCAGUACAGCCUGGAGGAGCUGGACCUCAACACGCCAAACAGCGAAGGCCUCCUUCCUCUCGACAUCGCCAUCAUGACCAACAACGUGCCGAUGGCGAAGCUUCUGCUGCGGGCCGGAGCCAAGGAGAGCCCUCACUUUGUCAGCCUGGAAGGCCGGGCGGUGCACCUGGCCACCCUGGUGCAGGAGGCCGAGCAGCGGGUGUCGGAGCUGCAGGCCCAGGUCCGCAGCGAGGGUCCCAGCGAGCGGGAGGGGUCGGACCAGGAGAGGCAGCUGAAGGCCUGGGAGUGGAGGCUGCAGCUCUUCAGGCGCAUGCAGACGGGCUUUGAGCAUGCUAACCCUCCAGAUGCUCCCAGCGUCGUCCGUCUGUCUGUUAGCAGCAACACCAGUUUACAGGUCGACUUUCACGAACCUGCCUGUGUCAACUCUGCUGUGGUCACCAAGUACAAAGUGUGCUGGAGCGCGGCGCCUUCAUUCAGCCCCAUGCUGGGUGAAAUGAUGGUGAACGAUGCAGCGGAACCACAGUGCAACAUCACUGGACUGACUUCUGGAACCCAUUACUACGUCCAGGUGUCGGCCUACAACAUGAAGGGCUGGGGCCCGCCGAAGGUUUCCACCCCGGCCAGCGCUGCACCGUCCAGCUGGAGGGACGUCGACGGCCAGCCUCCACGCCAGAGAGGCCAGAAGGAGGCGCUGGACCAGCUGCUGGGUCAGAUUAAAGAAGCUCAUCGCCACUGCAGCUGCCAUGAGCAAUGCAAAGCUCCAGCACAAGGCAGGAAGCACUCUGUGUCCAAAAGCCUCCGCCAUCUCUUCCAACCCACCAGCAAAUUCGUGAAAAGCCUGAAAAGAGGUCUCUACCUGACCUCCAUAUUCUACAGAGACGACAAUGUGUUGGUGACUCCAGAGGACCAGAUUCCUGUGGUGGAGAUAGAAGAUUCAUACUCCAGCAGCCUCAUGCAGGACUUCCUUUGGUUUACGAAGGUGUCGUACUUAUGGGAGGAGAUAUCCUGGCUCCAGCAGUGUCUCAGUCCCUCUCAGUCCUCCUGUUCGUGUACCCUGCAGACCCGUCUGAAGAUGCUGCAGGCCGUCUCCCAGCUGCAGGGAAUGCUGGGAACGCAGGACCUUGGCCAGGUGUAUUUUGAGCCCAUCAAAGACAAACAUGGCAACGCGCUGCUGGUCCUGCUGAAGGACAUGAACGCCUGCCCCAACCUGGACGGGGUGCGCUGGACGCAGCUUUGCAAACUGCAGCUGCAGCGCAAGUCCAUCUCCUCCCCCGAGGAGCCCACGGCUUUGGACACGCUGCUCAUCACGCUCCACGAGAAGCUGGCCUAUCACAGGCGCAGCAGGAAGCUCCUGUCUCCGGGUUUGUACCUGGGCUACCUGAAGCUCUGCACGUCGGUGGAGCAGAUCAGGGUCCUGGUGCCGCAGAAACUGCCCAACGUUCUGUGUCACACCAAGAUACGGGACAACAGCAACGUGUCCAGAGAGGAGUGGCAGUGGCUGCAGGCCCUCAGCUCUCUGGAUGAAGCUCUGGAAAUGGACCAGGACGUUCAGAGCGCGCCGCACCGCUUCUUACACGACCUGCGCGGCGCCGUCAAGGACCUGAUGGCGCACAUCAACGUCCCUGGAAACCAGGCUCAGGAUUUCCGGAUCUACAGCCAGGAAGUGCUGGAGUUUGGAGAAAAGGUGUCCUUCCUGCUGCUGCUGCCGCCGUCGGAUGAAGUGUGCACGGCUCCGGGUCAGAACCAGCCGUACUCCCCUCGCUCCGGACUCCUCACGCUGCCGCUGCAGAUCUUCGAACUCGUCCACUUCAGCGCGUACUGCCCCGGGUUCAUCGGCCAGUACUGCAGAGUGUCGGCGCUGCUGGAGCUGGAGUCGCUCAUGUCGCAGCAGGCUCUGCGGGAAGCGUUCUCCGAGGCCGAGCUGCUGGCCGCCAAGAAGAAGCACCAGCAGGUCCAGGAGCAGAUGCAGCAGAUGGAGGAGAUGUGGCGGGACGCCCGCUGGAUCAUGGACGCCCUGCAGUACGCCCGCUACAAGCAGCCCACAGGAGGAAUCUCCAUCAGCUGGAUCAUAGACUUCUCUAAGGAGGUUCUGCCGGACAAACCGGCCUCCACCUCGUCCCAGCCGGACUUCAUGCCGUCCCCCAUGCCCUCACCAGAACCCUGCCGCAAACACUCAGAUUAUCCCGGUCUGUCAGAUGAAGAGGGUUCCUCUGAAGUCUUCCUCACCACCGACAGCGACUACGACUCCAGCCGGGCGCAGAGCCCGCGUGAGCUGGACCUGCUGCCCCCGWCCCCCCUGUCCUCCUCGGCGCCCCUGGAGCCGCGCGGCUUCCUGCGCAGCGACGGCGGCGGCUCGGGGGGGCUGAGCUGCCCCGGCGGCGGCGGCGGGCGCGGCCCCCUGAGGGACUCCACGCCGGACGUCCUCCAGGCCUCGGAGCCUCAGCUGGGGCGGGACGGCGGGCGGGAGAAGCGGAGGGGCCCGCCGGAGCUGUUCGACAGCGACUUCAUCCUCCCCAGCAGGCAAAUCGAACUGCUGCACAUCACCGAGAAGCGGCAGGCCUUCUGCGUACGGACCAGCAGCCUGGAGUUCCCGUCCAGCACGUCGGCCCAGCAGCAGCAGCCGCAGCCCCACUGCUCCUCCCCCUGCGCCUCGCCGCAGAGCCGCUGGCACCGGCCGUCGUCGGUGGACCGCUGCUGCUCCGCCGAGCGCUGCGCGCCUCAGCGUCCGCCGGCUCGGACGCUAUCGGAGGACAGCGGCACGCAGAGACUCAACUCGCCGUCGCCGGCCGUGUUCAGGAAGGGCUGCCACGCCACGCUCAGAGUCUACCCUCAGUACCGAACCGGGCUGCCCAACGAGACCAGCGUCAAGCUUUGCAUAACUUCGGUCACGACGGCCCGGGAAAUGGUCCAGCUGGUGGUGCAGGAGAUGAACGCGGUGUCUCGGCGCCUGCUGGGCGGCGGCGGCGAGGAGCAGCAGCAGUGUGUGUGCUACGGCCCGGAGCAGGUGAAGCACUUCGGCCUGGUGCUGGUGGUGGACAACAGGGAGAAGUGGCUGCAGGACGACUUCUGCCCCCUGGAGCUGCAGAACCCCUGGCUGCGGGGCAAACUGUGCGUUCGCAUCAAGGACUACUCCCCUCUGGCGCUCAAACACAGCCGGGCCACCACGGUGUGACGCGCCUUCGGGUUUUUAAACCUGUUUAAAUCCGUGAAUUCGGCCGUCUUUGUUGCUUCGACUGCAAACUGUAA
This is a messenger RNA of Poecilia reticulata (guppy), 5118 nucleotides long. The record is from RefSeq and is a predicted model, not a curated record. Lineage: Eukaryota; Metazoa; Chordata; Actinopteri; Cyprinodontiformes; Poeciliidae.